AUGCAGCUCAAGAACUCCAUGCUCCUGCUGGCCGCUCUGACGGCUGGCUCCGCUACUGCUCGCCUGCACGGCCAUGAACGCCGUCACCACCACAACGACAAGCGUGACGUCGGCGAUGUCGUCGUCGCUACUAUCGACGGUCAACAGGUCUCCUGGAUCAACGAGUGGUCCGGUGUCGCCGCUACCACUGUCUCUGAGGCAGCCACUACUCAGGUGUCUGUCGAAGCUGCCGCUACUGUCUCCGUGGCCGCCUCCGUCGUUGCUUCCGUCUCGGCGGUUCCUUCUGCUUCCAGCUCUUCCGGCGCAGCCACUGCUAGUGGAUCCUGCUCGAGCUGGACCGACACCCUCUCGUCCGGCGAUUACUCUCGUGCCGGCUUUGGCAAGUCCACGGUCAGCAAGCGCACCACCAACGCCAUCUACUACACCGGCAAUGUCGGCAGCCCUUGGGGUAGCAACAUCAUCGAAGUCGACGCCUCGAACGCCUGCCAGUACAAGCACGUCGUCCGCAUUGACGGCGCUGAGAACGACGACUGGACCGUCGUCUUCUGGAACAAGAUCGGACCCGAUGGAGGUCUGAACGGCUGGUACGGCAACUCUGCUCUGACCCUGACCAUCAAGCCCGGUACCUCUCGCUACGUCGCCUUCGACGAUGACUCCCAGGGUGGCUGGGGUGCUGCCAAGGGUGACAAGCUCCCCACCGACGAGUACGGCGGUUACUCCUGCACCUGGGGUGAAUUCGACUUCGGUAACACUAGCAACGAAGGCUGGUCCGGCUGGGACGUGUCUGCCAUCCAGGCCCAGAACGCCAAGCAGGAGAUUCAGGGUAUGAAGAUCUGCGACCACCAGGGCAGUGGAUGCUCCAGUAUCUCCAAGUCGGCCACCAGCGUCAUCAACGCCUACACGGCUGCCCUUGCUGCUGCCGAUGGCAUCGGUGGUUCCCUGUCCUCCGGCCCCGUCCGUCUCCAGGUCACCAUCGACUUCGAGUAG
Messenger RNA from Aspergillus luchuensis, 987 nucleotides. It is a transcript of the gene aspf4, whose product is annotated as allergen Asp F4. Gene Ontology annotation, cellular component: extracellular region. The coding region runs from base 1 to 987 and encodes 328 amino acids. NCBI's taxonomy places the organism in Eukaryota, Fungi, Ascomycota, Eurotiomycetes, Eurotiales, Aspergillaceae. The record is from RefSeq and is a predicted model, not a curated record. The transcript has a single exon. Gene Ontology annotation, molecular function: IgE binding.